UGUCAUGCUCACUACUUAGUGUUCUUCAAGUUUUCUCUAGGUCACUUCAUGAAGCCAUAAAAAGACACAGAGACACCUAAUCCAGAAAAUGAGCUUCCUCUCUCUCACAGGACCUGGAAUUGUAGGAAAUAUUUUCAUGCUUUUCAAACAUGUACGUACUUUAGUGAUGAGUCGUGAGAAAACUUCCAUAGAUCUUAUCCUCAUUCAAAUGGCUAUUUCAAAUAUUGUUAUUAUUUGUAGCUUAUGGAUCAGAAACAUAAGCAUGAUGUUUUAUUUUAGUAACUUCCUACUAGGUGACAUGUUUUGUAAAAUACUAUUUUACCUGAGUAGGGUGGCUCGAAGUCUCUCCAUCUGCACCACCUGCCUCCUCAGUAUAGUCCAGGCCAUCACCAUCAGUCCCAGGAACACCUUGUGGAAAACGCUCAAACCACACACUGCAUGGCAAGUUCUUCCCCACCUCCUCCUCUUCUGGGUCUUUAGCUUUCUCAUAAGCUCUAACUUGCUCCACUAUAUCACAAUAAGCAACAAUGUGAACAGAUCUGCUGUUAGAAUGUACUUUGGAUAUUGCUACAUGCUGCCAGCUCCACAAAUCAUCAGGUGGCUCUUCCUCUGUCUCAUGGCUCUUCGAGACCUCACCUUUCAGAGUCUCAUGGGCUGGAGCAGUGGGUACAUGGCUCUCUAUCUGUACAAACAUCACAAGCGUGUCCUCUACCUCCAGAGCUCCAGAUGUGCCAAAUAUCCCAGCCCAGAGAUCAGAGCCACUCAGAGUACACUCAUUCUCAUGACCUGUUUCCUGUUGUCUUAUUGGGCAGAUUUAAUUUUCUCCCUCUACACAGGAAUCACAUUGUCAGAGGAAUCAGCAAUAAUAAAUACCAAAAAGUUCCUCGAACUGGGUUUUUCCUGUCUCAGCCCCUUUGUUCUGAUCAGCAGGGAUAUUCGUAUCACUGCAUGCUGGAGUGCUAACUGA
Molecule: messenger RNA, 967 nt
Organism: Ochotona curzoniae (black-lipped pika)
Lineage: Eukaryota; Metazoa; Chordata; Mammalia; Lagomorpha; Ochotonidae
Product: putative vomeronasal receptor-like protein 4
Exons: 1
Coding region: 89-967 (292 amino acids)
Biological process (GO): G protein-coupled receptor signaling pathway
Cellular component (GO): membrane
Molecular function (GO): pheromone receptor activity
Source: RefSeq, a predicted model, not a curated record